GCCGGCGGGGGUCCCGCCAUGCUGAAAGUCACCAUGCCCUCCUCGUCCUCCAGCUCCGCCGCCGCGGGCAGGGCGCCCGACUACUGGAUCGACGGCUCCAACAAAGACACCCUGGCGCACUACUUCGAGCUGGAGUCGGAGCUGGGACGUGGUGCUACAUCCAUUGUCUACAGAUGCAGGCAGAAAGGAACCCAGAAGCCUUACGCUGUCAAAAUGUUGAAGAAAACUGUAGACAAGAAAAUUGUCCGAACUGAAAUAGGUGUUCUCCUUCGCCUCUCGCAUCCAAACAUUAUAAAACUGAAGGAGAUAUUUGAAACCCCCACAGAAAUCAGUCUUGUUCUGGAGUUGGUCACAGGAGGGGAGCUGUUUGACAGGAUUGUGGAAGAAGGAUAUUACAGUGAGCGAGAUGCUGCUGAUGCUGUUAAACAAAUCCUGGAGGCAGUUGCUAAAUAUGGGGAAAAAACUAUAGGCAAUAACCACAUGAAACUUCCUCAGCUCCCUGGUCUGUCCCUGCUGAGAUCUAGUGUCCAGUACCAAAACAAGGCUCUGAGUCAAAUUAAUAAGUUGCUAGACUUUAUUUCUGGUUCCACGGAGUACCGUAGCAAUAGUGAGAUCACUGCAGUCCUGCAUGGUCCAAAUACCACUGUAUACAGGCUUCCAGCUAGUGUGGAGUGA
Chelonoidis abingdonii (Abingdon island giant tortoise) is the source of this 675-nucleotide messenger RNA. The record is from RefSeq and is a predicted model, not a curated record. Lineage: Eukaryota; Metazoa; Chordata; Testudines; Testudinidae.